GGGCCGGAGAGCCGGCGAGCCUCGUCCCUGGGCAAGAGAAGCCUCUGAACAGAAAAGGCAGAAUUGGCUGUAGACUGACAUGCAGUGGAGUGAGGUCAAGAGACAAUUUCCAUUGAAAGAUAGUGAGUAUUUGCAAGACAACAAACAUUAGGAGAGCGGCCAGAAGUCCCAGCAGGAAGCUUUAGUUACCUAAAUGACUGGUCAUGGUCUCCAAUUGCCAAAGAAUGUUGUGGAUGCCGAGAGAAAGGUAACCUGUUCUCACCCUCUCCAGUGCCUUUGGAUGCCUCUAGCAACCGUCCUUGGCUGCCAGUAGUCAUGGCUGAGCUCACAAGCUACAAGGAUGCUGCCUCUAGCCGCCACCUGCGGUUCAAGUUGCAGAGCCUGAGCCGCCGCCUUGAUGAGUUGGAGGAAGCCACAAAAAACCUACAGAAAGCUGAGGAUGAACUCCUGGAUCUCCAAGACAAGGUGAUCCAGGCAGAGGGGAGUAACUCCAGCAUGCUGGCUGAGAUUGAAGUGCUGCGCCAGCGGGUGCUGAAGAUUGAAGGUAAAGAUGAGGAGAUCAAGAGAGCUGAAGACCUGUGCCAUCAGAUGAAGGAGAAGCUGGUAGAGGAGGAAAACCUUACCCGGGAGCUGAAAGCUGAGAUUGAGCGGCUUCAGAAACGAAUGGCUGAGGUGGAGAAGCUUGAGGAAGCCUUGAGCAGGAGCAAGAAUGAUUGUACCCAGCUUUGUUUGAGCCUCAAUGAAGAGAGAAACCUGACCAAGAAGAUCUCCUCUGAGCUGGAAAUGCUCAGAGUCAAAGUAAAAGAACUGGAAUCUUCUGAGGACCGCCUGGAUAAGACUGAGCAGAGUUUAGUGUCAGAGUUGGAAAAGCUGAAAUCAUUAACUCUGAGUUUUGUAAAUGAAAGGAAAUACUUGAAUGAAAAGGAGAAAGAAAAUGAGAAACUGAUAAAAGAGCUCACUCAAAAGCUGGAGCAGAACAAGAAAAUGAACCGAGAUUACACAAGGAAUGCUUCCAAUCUUCUGGAGCGGAAUGACCUGCGGAUUGAAGACGGUGUCUCUACCGCACUGCCAUCCAAAGAGUCAAGAAGAAAGGGUACUCUGGACUACCUCAAGCAGGUAGAGAACGAGUCAAGGAACAAGUCAGAGAAUGAAAAGAACCGGAACCAGGAGGACAACAAGGUCAAGGACCUUAACCAGGAGAUUGAGAGGCUUAAGUCUCAGAUCAAGCAUUUUGAGUCAUUAGAAGAAGACCUUAAGAAAAUGAGAGCCAAAAAUAAUGACCUUCAGGAUAAUUACCUGAGUGAGCAAAAUAAGAACAGAAUCUUAGCUAGCCAGUUGGAAGAAGUAAAGCUACAAAUCAAAAAACAGAAAGAGUUAGAGAAUGGGGAAGUGGAAGGGGAAGACACUUUCCUGCCCAGCAAAGGUAGGCACGAGAGGACUAAGCUGAGAGGCCCCGGGGCUGAGGCCCCUGUGUCCAAGCACCUGGCCCGGGAGCAGUCUCCUCAGCACAAGCGGGAAAGGCUCCGCAGGGAGUUUGCUGUCAACCAUGAAAACUAUCCUGCGGGCAGCAAGCAGGCUUCCUCUCCCUGUUUCACCAACAGGAGGGCAGCCAAAGCUUCCAACAUGGCAGCAGGUACAGACAAUGGGCCUCAGGAAACCAAGAGAACAGAAGACCGAUUUGCACCUGGAUCCUCUCAGAGCGAAGGGAAGAGGGCCAGGGAACAGCCAUCAGUGCUCAGCCGGUACCCUCCAGCUGCGCAGGAGCACACUAAAGUUUGGAAGGGAACUCCUAAGCCAGGCGCCGACAGUGUUGUAAAGGGGAGAAUGGAGAAGACAACUCGAACAUAUAGUGACUCAACCCAUGUAUCUAUUCCCAAUGACACGUUGGGCAAAGGUGACAAGACUUCUGAUACCUCCUCUGAGGUCCACUUUGGCAAGAAGGGACAGAUGCCUGGCAACGGAAGUCAGAUAACUCAGGCUGCAGAUUCUGGUUGUCCUAAGGCUGUUGGAUCGCUGUCCUCAUCUCAGAGAGCCUCCUCAGAAGGGCUUUCUAAGGGUAAAAAGACUGCCAAUGGCUUGGAGGCUGAUGCCAGUUUUCCAAAUUCUAAGGCCCCUAUUUUAUCCAAAUAUCCUUAUAGUUCCAGAAGCCAAGAGAACAUCCUUCAGGGCUUUUCAACCACCAGUAAAGAAGUUGUUGAUCAGCCUGUAGCGGUUGUGAUGGAAGACAGCAGUCAGCAUGAAGCCCUGAGGUGUCGAGUCAUCAAACCCAGUGGCAGAGAAAAGCCAGACUCGGAUGAUGACUUGGACAUUGCGUCUCUUGUUACGGCCAAGUUGGUGAACACAACCAUCACCCCAGAGCCUGAGCCCAAACUACCACCAAACUCUAGAGAAAAGGCCAAAUCUCGAGGAGGACCUAAAACCUCCCUGUUUGAAAAUGAUAAAAAUGCUGGGAUAGAAAACGAACCUGUGAGACCUAGUAGAGCCUCCCCCAAUGCUGUGGAGUUGUCAGAUACCAAUGGUGCGGGGGCAAAAAACCAAAGGCCCUUUAGCCCCAGAGAGGCCUUACGGUCUAGAGCUGUCAUCAAGCCUGUUAUCAUUGAUAAAGAUGUGAAAAAAAUCAUGGGAGGAUCUGGAACUGAGGUUGUACUGGAGAAACAGAAAGCUACCUCUAAACCAGCACCAAACAAAGUAACCAGCAGCAUCACUAUUUAUCCCUCUGACAGCAGUGGCCCUAGAGCCAUCUCUGGUGAGGUCCUGAAGGAGAGGCACACGUCCACCAGCAACAUCCAGGUGGGGCCACCAGAGCUCACACCAGUUAGCAACCAUGUCAACUCCCCCUUUGAGCUCUCUAUUCAUAAACAUGACAUUACCUUGCAGCUCACAGAAGCUGAAAGAACGGGAGACGGGUCCCCAAAGAACAGGCCAGAGACAGUGGUCUCUCGGAGCAGCAUUCUAAUCAAGCCUUCAGAUUCUGUGGAGAGAACUAGCCAUGCUCCUUCAGCGGAGACAAUCAGGUGGAAAAGCCAUAGUGCCCCUUCAGAGGUGGGCUCUUCAGAUGCCAGACACGUCACCGUGCGGAAUGCCUGGAAGAGCAAGCGAGACUUGAAGUCUUCAGAAGACCCCCUGACUCGAACGGGAAGAAACGCAGAAGCAACUAAUGCCUACACUCAGAGAUCUUCCACAGACUUCUCAGAACUUGAGCAGCCCAGGUUCGGCCUCUCUGAGCACGGCAUUCGGAAGGCAGGCAGUUCAGGGGAUGCUCCUGAGCUCUUCUCCAGAAGGACCCAAAGUAGCCUCACUGUGUCAGAGGUGCUUACCCGAAGGAGUCGGGCAGGAGAUGCCAUUGUGGCUGCAUCCUGGAACCACUCAGCAGGCAUGGAAGAAGGGGAGGACUGCACACUUGGCGUCUGCAAGCAACUGCACAACUCGCAGGAGCAGCCUGAACUGCCCGGGAAGCAGAGGCUGCCAGACCCUGGGCGAGUCCCAGCAGAGGACCAACUGCGGCCAGCCAGGCCUUGUGCUGAGGAAAACUGAGCCAGCUGGGUGAAGUCUGCUGUGUCUCCUCCACUCCUGCUUCUCAGCUCCUCCAUCUUACGCCCUGUGAAGGAUCCAAGACCAGCCAACCAGUCUGGACACAAGGCCUUGGCUGGGAGGCUGCAAAGAGCCAGGCUUUGGCUUGGGUAAUUUCUGCCAGUAGUCAAACAGGAUCAGAGACUAUAAACUGGACAAUCACCCAGACCUAGUUUUCCCUGAUGCAUGAGUCCUUUCUCCUUGUCCCCAAGGUAGCAUGGACCACUCUGACCCCCCAACAGGAAGAUACAGAAAUCCCCCACCACAUAGCAGUAUCCAAAAGCUCGCCUCUGCUCCCUGGCAGGUUAUUUCUGUAUCAAAGAGCAGCCCCUUUGCUAUAAUUAAUGACCUGAUUUGUCUCAUCACAUUCCAUAGGCUCCUUGUUUGUCCAGAGGGCCCCAAGGACCCACUGAGAUUUACCAGUUCCAUCUAGGGGCUUCCAUCCCUUCUCUUAAGAGUAUUUUUCUUCAGAUUUUGGAAGCCAAAAUUGGGUCUGUGCUGCACCCCAGAGACGGUAGGACUGCUCUUAGGUUACAGCUUCUCUGACCUGGCUCCCUGGCUAACAAGUUUCCUGGGGCCCACAGCACUAUACCCAGUGGAAUGUCACCAUCCCUCCCCCACUCUAGCUCCUUGUUCCCAUCUUCUAAGCCUCAUGCAUCUCCUUCUCUGGGCACCAAUAAUGCUGCUGGCGUCAUCACCUCUGCUCACUCCUGUGGUUGGAGACUUCAGCUGACUUCAUUGUUCCCAUUUUGGGAACAUCCCCAGACUGAACUGGGCCCUGACCCAGCAUACUCUGCCUUCUAGGAAGUGCUCAGCAAGGGGGAAAGCAGACAGGAAGAAGUGAGUUCCCUUUAGUCACUCCACAAGCAAUAGCUCCAUGAAAGGCAUGGACUGAGAAUGCUCCCUCCCAUUCCUCCUUCACCCCCGCCCCCAUGGAGGAGGCCUUGCACUUUACCAUGCUGAUGCACGUUCCUGCAAGAGUAGGCCCCUGAUUUCUGCAAGUAAACUAUCAUUUCAGUAUCACUGGAGGAAAGCUGAUACCUGCCGUUUGAAGGCCUCAGAUUUAUACAAUCCAAUGUGCAUUAAACCCUCUAGGAAGCCACAUAAAUCAACAGGUUCAUCUCCCUGUACUAACCACAAGGGGAAGUUGAGAUGUAUAUUCUUGGCACUGCUUUUUCUGCAGCAUUCUUCCAAUUCAAAGAAGGGAUUCUCCACGGCUACCUAUGUGAAGUGAGCAGGUCCCUUCACAAGUGAGAAAGCAUUAGACCAGAAGUUCGGUAAGCUGCUGCCCCAACCCCAUGGCUUUGUUCCUUCCUUGAUGUGAUCUUGGUGAGUCAUUGUCUUUUUCCCUGUCUGGAAAGUGCGUUCUCUGAAAGCAGUGAUCUUCAACAGCUUGAAAUCCUGUAUUCCAAACGUGCUUUCACCACCCAGUGAGGACAGCUUCUUGCUUUUGGAAGGUGUGGUCCACAAGGUUUGGGGAGCAUCUUACCUACUUACUUCCUUUCUUCAGUUUGUCUUUCUGGGUUUUAUGCUUUCUCAUCUCAUGUUUCUCAGAGGUUCCUCAAGGCCUUGGUUUCCCAUCUGAGGUUAAGGAUUGGAUUGUCUCUGAGGCUUGGGCAGUACCAGCUUUGUCCAGGGCUACCCUUAUCUCUGGACCGUGUGUGGGCUAGGUGCUGGCUGUAAGCACAAGGCCGGGGGACUGCUUCUGUGCCUGUCCUGCGAAGCUCCCAGUGACAGGGAAGACUCAGGACUUCCUCAGGACUGUGAACAGUCUUCCUACCCCUGCUAGGCACACGUGCACUGGCGCCCAUCCACCUUGUCUGCAUUUCACUCAGCCAUCUUGUCAAGGUGUGGUGAGAUUUGUCUUUCAGGGACAGGAAUGUGUUGCUCAUCUUCUGUUCUCUGCAGUUCUGCUAAUCUCUGGGCAUUGCCAUGUGGUUUGCCUCCACAUCCCAACUGUAGGACACUGUUCAAGACCUCUCCUGCUGCUGCUUCUGGGUCACUGGCCAAAAACUAGUCCCUCGAGGCUACAACCUAUCAUUUAGAACCUCCCUGCCAUUCUCCUGCCCCAGCUGGCAGCCCUGAGAGUUCAAAGGAAAUCAACCCUGUGGUGGUCGACAGAGGGUAUAGGAGACAGGUCUGUGGCUCUUCUCUGCUCAUGGAAAGAGAAGGGCACCAAACCAUGCCACAAAAGAUUUUGCCAAUAAUUUUCAUCUUUGGGUAUAGAGCCCUGGAUUCUGGUGCUGUAACUCCUGGUGCCAAAGUCUGGAUCUUUCCACGUUUUAGUAGCACCAACAGCUGGUGCUACUCAAAAUGUGGCUGCCAUUUUGAAAUCUGAGUGCAAUAGCAUUUGAUUGUAACAAUUAUUUCAAGAUGUUUUUUCUUUAAUCUGCACACUUUGUAGAACCCGCCGUAAGAUAGAUUUAAUUUUAAAUGUCCUCAGCAUUACAGAAAAUAACAUUUAUACUAGUAGCAAGUAAAGGCCAGAGGGCUCAGUUCCUCUGGGCUUCAAAUGGCUGGCUAAGCUAGCUCAAUUCCAAAGUUGGAGGACACAUUUCUGGGAAACCACCAAGGUGUGACCAUUUGAACCCAGGCCUUGUCAUUAGGAAUGCUAGAGAAAGCCUGCAAAUAGAGGGGAGACCUAGUAGUUGAAAAGUUGUCUAAUCAAGCCAAAUAUUUCCAGUGUCCCAGCCAACAAACCCACUUUCAUGACAAGUGCUUCUCUUCUGCAGCCUGGCUCUAUUUAAAUUAACCACCAGGUGUGCUGGCAGGAGGGCUCAGAAUGAAGUGAGAGCUGCUGGCUCCGAGGAAGCAGAGCUGGCUAAAUCCGGGAGCUGGUCUCUCCCCUCACUGUCAGCACUGGUACUGAGAAGCGUGGUGGAUGAAGCAGCUGUGGCAGGUGGGGAUGAGUAGCAGUCAAACGAUGCAGUGCGUGGAGCCAAGGCUUGCACAUCCAUCAUCUUCCUAGGUGGUGGGGGUGGUGUUUCUAGCAUGUUCUUAAGCUUGUCCUGGGGCAGUUUUAGUGGUUCAGGUUAAGUGGGUCACUGCCAAGUGCUACCAUUUCUCUGACAAGCCUGCUUUGGAAGAGCUGCUUUUGGGGGACUAUCUUGGAAUACCCCAGGCGGGGAACAGGGCUCUCCUUGUUGCCUCAGCCACGAUCACAGGAAAGGGUCCUGUUUUCCUGCUGCUUCACAGCUCAGAACAUGUACUGAAUGGAAUGUAUUUUUAAGAGAAUAAAAGUCUAUUUUUUGUAUUUUAAAGAUGGGGGCUAGGAAGACAGAAAGCCCUUAGAUUUAUGCAUGAUAGGCUCCCUUGGGGGCACCUGCUCUGUGGGUCCACACUUAUGCAGCAGGCCCUGUGGCCCCCGUUCCUUGGAGUCGAGGUGCGGCAGCUUCUACGUUCCUGCUCCAAGCACGGGACCGCAGAGGCCUCUGGGAAUCAGGGCACAGCCAUGAGUAGUGGCUCGGGCAGGGCUCCUUGGGUGCAUGUGUAUAGUUGAAGCUGCCUGUCUGCAUGUAUCCUUUGGCUCUAAUGCUCUCUGUUGGCUCUGCAGCACAGUAUGUAACCAAUAAAGCUCCCUCAUUUCCAUA
Jaculus jaculus (lesser Egyptian jerboa) is the source of this 7160-nucleotide messenger RNA. It is a transcript of the gene Luzp1, whose product is annotated as leucine zipper protein 1. The coding region runs from base 316 to 3534 and encodes 1072 amino acids. The record is from RefSeq and is a predicted model, not a curated record. Lineage: Eukaryota; Metazoa; Chordata; Mammalia; Rodentia; Dipodidae. The transcript is spliced from 5 exons.